This is a messenger RNA of Diachasmimorpha longicaudata, 2967 nucleotides long. RefSeq lists its product as uncharacterized. Gene Ontology annotation, cellular component: nucleus. Bases 755 to 2170 code for a protein of 471 amino acids. Gene Ontology annotation, biological process: DNA damage response. The transcript has 6 exons. Lineage: Eukaryota; Metazoa; Arthropoda; Insecta; Hymenoptera; Braconidae. Gene Ontology annotation, molecular function: metalloendopeptidase activity; polyubiquitin modification-dependent protein binding; single-stranded DNA binding. The record is from RefSeq and is a predicted model, not a curated record.
CGAAUAAAAAUAAUCACUGGAUAACAGUUCGUCGGUAAUACAGCUUUACUUGUGAUCGGUCGAGUAUUCAAUCACAAAAUGGCGUCAACUGCCUAACUCGGUUGCCUUACGUCGCUUUCUCUCUCUGAACCUGACAAGUCUGAGCGUGAAAUGACGCUGAGCAUCGCGAGGGACUAUUGUUACGCUGAAGCCGGUUUGGCUUGCCGGUAAGGACGCCCAUCCCGUGAUAAUUGUUAUACUAAGAAAACAAUUUUUUACGGCGUUUAAUCAUCAUUUUUGUGUACGUGAUCAGUGAAAGAAUCAGUGCUACAGUCAACGAAGAAAUGUGACUUUAUUAUCCGCAUUGUGGAUGAAACCGUCUGACUAACUUAUUGUGUGAUUGUCUGCUGAGGAGGCCUUAGAAGGAUCAUAUAUCUGACAGCGUCGAAUAUUACUGUAUUGUAAUAUUGUAAUACUGUGAAAUUCUCCAUCCUAACCUUUCCAGUCAAUCAGAAACAAACACUUGAUUCUUCACAAUCGUUGCCUCGGCCAUCCGCAUUUAUUCAAUUUUGGCCUCAGAAUCUCUCAGCUAUGUCGAGCAAGAAAACGGAAGGCUAUGCCUUAAUUUUUUGGGUUCGAGAGAAACGCAGUGACAUCGUAGAACUGUCAUACAUCCCACCGUCUGGACGAAAACCUAAUGCUUCAGUUCAAUUGCUCUGGGAAGACUACAUUACUGGGAAAAGCGUGAAGGAGAAGGCCACAGUUGUUGCUAUAAAUGAUGAAUGUUUCAAUAUCUCCAAAAUACAAGUGUGUAAUUUUUCCUCGAGACAAAGGAUGUCUUAAAAGCAUCGACGGUGUGCCAUUCAAGUGGAUUUUUUACGAUCCUAGCAUUGACAAGUUAUUCUCAUGUUACCCUGAGAUAGAUAUUAAUGAUCGUAAGAAAUACGAAGAAUUUCAACAAAUGGUAAAAAAUAAUGAAGGUCCCAACAAAUCUUGGCCUGUCCAUGAGGUCGAAAUCCGAGGAGUAGCAGAUACUUAUGAUGAACUUGAGGAGAAGUUAAGGAUCCUAGGCCAGAAAAGCUUUGCUUUCUCAUCAGACACCGAUGUUUCUCUCAAAGAGAGGGGACUUCUUGAAAGAGAAAAAUAUAAAUGCCGAACAGUGAAAAAUAAUGCUGCGGAAAUGUCCCAAUUGUUUGAGGAUGCACGACAGAGUCUCAAGAAGCAAAAAAGUUCAUCAAGAGUCCAAUGCAAGGAUGCUGCUAUACGUAAAACUCUAUCAAAGCAGCAAAACGGCAACGAUUUUAUGCAUAAAUCUGAUUCAGAAAAAUCUGUUUCAUCUGCUGAUGGGAGCACAACGUUGUUUUCGGUCUCCCCAACAACACUUCAAUUAAAUAAAACGUCAAAACGUCGAUCAACAAUCUUAAAUACUUCUUCAGAGACAUCUCCCCAGCUUCCACAAAAAAAAAAAAAAAAGGUGAAAGGUGCCAGGAGGGAGUGGAUGACGAUGUUUCGAAAACAGCCCCGUGUAAACCUCUUUAGGUGCGAUCGCCCUCUCGGAGAUGUGGUGGUGCCUGUGGGUUUAGUAGAGUACGUGGGGAGAGUCAUGGGGGAUAAUCCCGACUACCGUGGAUUAAUGAGACUCCUGAAUGAGCGGUUCUUCGACGGGAAACUCCGAGGAUACACCGUGUGGAGGACUAAGGGCUGCAAAGAUGCCUUUGGUUUCACCGAUUUUCUGCGGAAGAAAAUAAUGCUACAGGAGUGCCUCUUCUCCGCAGAACUCAGCCGGACUGUCCUGGUGAGGGUGUUGGUCCACGAGAUGUGCCACGCAUUCGUGGACGUUUUAUUGGGGAACCGUUGGGAGAAUCAGUGCCAUGGGGCGAACUGGAAAAAGGAGGUUCUCCGGCUGAAUACGGCGUUGGGCUGUAACAUCGAGGACGAUGGGGACAUCGACUGGGUAAAGUUGCGGAAGAUGGGGCUAGAUAAGCUGUACAUCUGCGAUCGUUGUGGCAAGCAGUCCAUCCGCAUGAUUAAGCGUCCUCCUGAUGCUAAGUUCUUCUCUUGGGUCCCUCGGCAUGCGGAGCGAUGUGGGGGUAGUUUCGUCUUGGCACUAAUUGUUGGUGCCGGUACAUGCCGCCUUUGGUUAGCUGUACUGAUGUCUUCAUGGACAGUUGGCAUGCCAUACGAAAGCUGAAGUGAUGAGGAGUGAGUGGGUGUUGGAGGUGGAAUUGAAGGAUGAAGGGUUGUCCAAACGGGGUUUCAAUCUCGAAAUCUAAGCACCUUUCCUUGUUCAGCUGUUCACACGUUGAGUACUUUUUCAUUCUCAAAUUGUUUUGAUAGUCUAAUUGUUGCCGCCUGUACAUGCCUCUCUGAGUUAGCUGUACCGAUUUCUUCCUGGACAGUUGGCAUGUAUCGCCUAUUUUCACUUUUUCCUGUAGACUAUACGAGAGCUGGAGUGAUGAUGAGUGAGUGGAUGUUGGGGGUGGGAUUGAAGGAUAAAGGGUUGUCCAAACGGGGUUUCAAUCUCGAAAUCUAAGCACCUUUCCUUGUUCAGCUGUCCACACGUAAAGUACUUUUUCAUUCUCAAAUUGUUUUGAUAGCCUAAUUGUUGCCGCCGGUACAUGCCCCUCUUAGUUAGCUGUACCGAUGUCUUCCUGGACAGUUGGCAUGUAUCGACUAUUUUCAAUUUUUUCUGUAGACCAUACGAGAGCGGGAGUGAUGUUGAGUGAGUGGAUGUUGGGGGUGGGAUUGAAGGAUGAAGGGUUGUCCAAACGGGAUUUCAAUCUCGAAAUCUAAGCACCUUUCCUUGUUCAUCUGUUCACACGUGGAGUAUUUUUUCAUUUUUAAAUUCUUUUCAUAGGCUAAUCGUUGGUGCCGGUACAUGCCGCCCUUGGUUAGCUGUACUGACGUCUUCAUGGACAGUUGGCACGUAUGAGCUAUUUUUAAUAGUUUACCAAAAAUAUUUCAAGGUUUUUCACCCAAAUGAAUGAU